This is a messenger RNA of Acanthoscelides obtectus, 545 nucleotides long. Lineage: Eukaryota; Metazoa; Arthropoda; Insecta; Coleoptera; Chrysomelidae. The record is from the annotation of a GenBank genome assembly.
CCAAUUUAUCGCAAUACAAUUAUAGUACCUUUCAGGAGACUUGUUAAGAAAUAGGACCAGUUCAAAGGCACUGUGGUGUGAAAUGCUUAAACUGUGCAUCUGUUAAAUUACUGUUUUUUUCCUGUUUCUUAUUACUCUACUUUGUUGGCUUGUUCUUCCCUAUACACUUAAACAUGGCACCAGCACCGUUUCCUGCGAUUUCUUUAUCACCAACUGACAAGGUAGAGGAUGCUUCAUAUGUCAAAAGGAACUUACAAAGCUCACAGAGAACAUUGCAAGUGAUCUGUAAAGGUUCAUCAAUACACUAUUGUAACCUUUGUCUGGAAACCUCUUCAGACGCAGUUCUAGAAGAAUGUGUUAGAUAUUGCAGCCUGAUUGUCAUGAGCAUAUUUAGUCUACAAGGCAGGUAUCAAGCAUGUCAGUUAUAGGAUGGUUUCAGUCAUAACUAAUGUAGUCGGUAGAGUACUGGCUAAUGGACUAGACUUUGAUUAUAAAGCCAAUGUGAAAAUGACAUACUGGAGCAAGAUUCUUCAUUUUGUCAGCUU